This is a messenger RNA of Megalops cyprinoides (Indo-Pacific tarpon), 1365 nucleotides long. It is a transcript of the gene ube2al, whose product is annotated as ubiquitin conjugating enzyme E2 A, like. Lineage: Eukaryota; Metazoa; Chordata; Actinopteri; Elopiformes; Megalopidae. Gene Ontology annotation, cellular component: HULC complex. Bases 321 to 779 code for a protein of 152 amino acids. Gene Ontology annotation, molecular function: ubiquitin conjugating enzyme activity. The record is from RefSeq and is a predicted model, not a curated record. Gene Ontology annotation, biological process: protein polyubiquitination; DNA repair; proteasome-mediated ubiquitin-dependent protein catabolic process. The transcript is spliced from 6 exons.
ACGCUUUCAAGGUAAAAUAGUAUCAGAGGUUACUAUUUGUGUAUUUUAUCAUAAAGACUGUUUUGACAUAUAACCAUUGUUACCUGUUUUAUCGUUGUGGUCUAGCCAUCCAUUCCAUAUUGCAUAUAGAUAGCUGGCUAGGUGGCUACAGGGGUUAUGGAGCUACUGCGAUUACAGCAAGUUCUCGUUAAAUAGCAAUAGCGACCACGACGUAACCAACGACAUUCUCGAAACGCAAAGCUAGUUUGUUUUAACCAUUCAUGUAAAAAAUUCAAACUUCAGUUUAAGUAUCUAGACACAGUUAUAUUUUAUUUUCUGAGAUGUCUACUCCAGCGAGAAGGAGACUAAUGAGAGAUUUUAAAAGGCUGCAAGAGGACCCCCCGGCCGGCGUCAGCGGAGCCCCAUCUGAGAACAACAUAAUGGUGUGGAAUGCGGUCAUAUUUGGCCCUGAGGGUACACCAUUUGAAGAUGGCACAUUCAAGCUGACUGUGGAGUUCACAGAAGAAUACCCCAAUAAACCCCCCACAGUUAGAUUUGUCUCAAAGAUGUUUCAUCCGAAUGUAUACGCAGAUGGCAGUAUAUGUCUGGAUAUUCUUCAAAAUCGCUGGAGUCCAACUUACGAUGUUUCGUCUAUUCUCACCUCUAUACAGUCCCUGCUGGACGAGCCAAACCCGAACAGCCCAGCGAACAGCCAGGCAGCUCAGCUGUACCAGGAGAACAAGCGCGAGUAUGAGAAACGUGUGUCGACUAUCGUCGAACAGAGCUGGCGAGACAGUUGAUUUUGGCCAACACCCUUGAACACCAAACACUGGCUGAGUUUUGUUGACUUGGUUCAAGUUUCUUUUUCCUUGUAUUUUGAAGCUUUUAUGCACUUUAUCCUCCUCCCUGUAGCUUAGCCCUGUAGCAUGGUGCUGUCAUUUUUCUGACACACUUUUGACUGUUUGGUGCAGUUUUCAAACUCUCUCCUCUAUUGAGUUACCCUGUACUGUAAGUCUUUAGUGCUGGCCCUCUGCUUUAGAGUUUUGUAUGAUAUAAUAAUGGUAAUAAUCUGCAAAGGCCUUUUUUGAGUUCCAUUUUUGUGUACUAGCCCGGCCUGGCAGGCACCGGGGUCUCUCCUGCUAUGUGUUAUAGGUCUGCAUUGUGUGUUCCUUCUCUGGUGAAUCAUCUUCUUCUACCAUUGGGUGAGCUUGUCCCUAGACCUGACGCACGUGACAGUGGGGCUCGGCGAGUGGUGAGCACUGCCUCAGUCACAAGAGAGUGCCUCCAUGUUGUCUCCUCAGUUCUUCCAUGUAUAUAAUAAACUGCUGCCAUGAAAAGAUUUUGCACAUUGUUCAUGUCAGUUCUUUUCAGCAUUUGUAAAUAAAG